This is a messenger RNA of Culex pipiens pallens (northern house mosquito), 4512 nucleotides long. Its product is annotated as ras-GEF domain-containing family member 1B. The coding region runs from base 980 to 2626 and encodes 548 amino acids. Gene Ontology annotation, biological process: Ras protein signal transduction; positive regulation of GTPase activity. The transcript is spliced from 12 exons. Gene Ontology annotation, molecular function: guanyl-nucleotide exchange factor activity. The record is from RefSeq and is a predicted model, not a curated record. Lineage: Eukaryota; Metazoa; Arthropoda; Insecta; Diptera; Culicidae. Gene Ontology annotation, cellular component: plasma membrane.
UCGCGAACGGUCAAUCAGGACGGAUGUGGUCGAAGCCCGUCGUCAAUCGUAGUGUGAUUUUAACCGUUUGAGAGUUGGUGGUGGGACACUCCCCCGGACUAUCGGACAAUCGUGACUUCCGGGAAAUAGCGCUCUCGCUGCAGUUUCAGGAUUUUGGCGGUUGAGGAUUAACACAAGGAUUAAGUUGGAUACCCCUCUCUCUCUCUAGGAUUAGCAGUUGUGGCAGCUUGUUUGCACUGGAUUAAGAGCUCAUUCGAGUGUGAGUGGCCGAGUGUCAAAAAUGAUGAUGAAUCUGUUUGUGCAUCGCUGGAGUGCCGAGCCACGAAUGCAACGUGAUCAAUCAUUAAACGUGGCCAAUUUGGGGGUGGUGCCGCGUGCGAGGAAAUGAUGUGGAUACAAACCCAGUGAGUUGGAAAACUAGUUUAUGCAGGCGGAAACGCGAGGAAAAUUCGCAGUGUGAGAAGAGGAAAAUUUGUUCAUUAGCGUUUGACGAAGAGCGACGAUGCUGCCACGUUUUUGAAUGGUUUCAACGCAAGUUAGCUUAUAGAAAAAAGGAAGCAAACCGGUGUGCUCAUGUGAGGGCGUAUGUAUGUGAUAAUCUUUUGGAAAACAUAACCUACAAGGUAGAAAAGAGAACGUAAAUAAGCGUGAAAACCCGUGAGAGGAAAAUGCCAGAGGAUUAUUCACCGGACAGCAUAGAAGCAGCACCCGUUAAGGAUAUAUAAUUUGCGGAAUCUGGUGUUCUGGUAUGCAGCAGAAGCCCCGAGGUCUCCUUGUUCCACGACGUGUACGACAUCACGCACAUGGCUCGAGGCCCCUUGAGGAUAGGAGAAGAUGCCGGGUCUGAAUCCGGAGAGUGCUGCCUGAUUCAGUGCCGCCGAUGCCGCACGGUCCUGGCCGACUGUUCCGCGACUGUGUCAUCGUUGUUUUUACUGUUGUAGUUGCCUAUGGAUGUGCUUCAUCACCACCGUCUUGACGCAUGGCUAUGUACUACUAUGCAAGCAAAUUAUCAGCAGUCGCAUGUGGCACCCGGUGCCGCCAAGGAUUAAGCCGGAGGCAACGCAUUCGUAACAGCCAGGCCCGGAACCAGGCCAAAAAGGCCGACGACGACGACGAGUCCGACGAUAAUGGCAAAGAUAAAAAGACCCUAUCAGCGUCGUUGCUGUGCGAAACCACCGACGACACUAUCGUGAUAUCGCUGAAAACGUCCGAACAGCCGGAAGUGUGCUGCGAAAGUACGCCCACGCUGACGCACCCGACGACGGCCCUCGGAACGGGCGGGGUUAUGUACGGAAAUGGCAACAUCGUGUCCGGACCUCUCGAGUCCCUCAUCGACCUGCUGAUGCCGGCCAACGCCGAUGAUCUAGACCAGGAGUACGUUUUCUCGUUCCUGCUGUCGUGUAGGUUUUUCAUCCGCACCCACGAGCUGCUGGGAAAGCUGCUCGAGACCCUGCCCGAGCCGGAACCACUCGGUCGGUUGGUGCCGCUGCUGGCCGUCUGGACCAAAAAGUUCCCGUACGACUUUCGCGACGAACGGAUGAUGAACCACGUUAAACAUAUCGUAGCUAGAUGCGCAGAUACUAAAUUAGCCGAUGUGGUAUCUGAACUACUGUGUGCCUUGUUAGCUCGUCUAACCGAACUUGAGAAACACGAGGAAGAACUCAAAAGCUAUCAAUCAACUGUUGACAAUAAGACUGAAUCAAUAAAAUGGCCAAAUGCGUCCCAGUUGGCGCAACUUUUGUGCCGCAUCGAACGGAACCUGGCCAAACACGUGGGACCGGAAGAGUUUGUGCAGUGCAAUGCCAACCUGCUGAAGGACCCAAAUCGAGAGGACUUUACGCCGAAAGCCCCGGGCUCGGGACCCGGUCCCACUGGAGGCACCACCCUGGACGGCAAGAAGACCUGCAACCUGGAAAGCUACCUGGAGUGGUCCGCCCGGUUACGGUUGCUGGUGGCAAAUGAGAUUUUGAAGUGCCAAAACAUCCAGGACCGGAACGAGGCGGUGGAGCUCUGGAGUGGGGCCGCCCAGUACUGCCUGCUGGUGGGGAACUACAACAGUGCAACGACCAUCCUGGAGUCGCUGGAUAUUCCACCGAUUGCGAGAUUACAAAUCACGUGGAGCAAACUUUCGUCGACGACCAGCCAACAAUUGGAUUGUAUGCAACGUCACGCGGAAGGAUGUGGCAAUUUGUGGAGCAAACAGACGGCAACCGGGCCCGGCUCGACCACGUUGGACAAGAAGCGGAAACAACAGCCAUCGUCAACGGGAUCUUCCACGGUAUCGCUGGCCACCGGGCCCAAGUCGGCCAAGCCGAACGAGUGGGUUGUCGUGCCGGUUUUUGUGGACAUCGUCAAGCUGGCGCUUAAAUCACGGGAGGACUGCUGUGUACGACUCCCGAACGGGCACAUAAAUAUGUCCGCAUUUGACCGGUUGGCCGCGGUCGUCGGCGCGUUCACCAGGCACAUGUCCCAGGUCAAUCAGACGCUGCCGGACGUCGGGGCGUACGGGCACCUGUGUCACCACAUGCAGUCCUGCCGACUGCUCAACGAAACAGAGCUCAUGCUGGCAUCGUUCGAAUGCGAGGGUGCGACCGUCGCCGAGAAGGAGCUGUACGACGUUACAUAGCAGCAUCAGCAUCGACAUCAUCGCAGUUAUCACCACAAUAUUCAGCCCUGCUGCUGCUGCUGUAGCCAGUUGGAGCAGAUCACCACCAUGGACAACGACCACUUCUGCUGCUUCUAUUUGCAUACGACCCUGCACCAUCGGCAGGCGGAGAUGAUGCCAAUAAUGCUGCUGCUGCUCCUUCUGGUUCUGCUCCUGAUGGCACAUUCCGAAAAGUCGGUGGUGGUCGUCGUUAUGGUCACAACAGCAGCAGCACCAGCUGGUGAAGCAUGGAAAAGGACAACUUCCCAGCAGAGGCCAGCAACAGUCCGGCAGCUGAAUUGAUUCGAGGAACAAUUUUAAUAUGUCAAUAUUUUAAUAUCAACAGCACAACACAAGAAAAAUGGUGCUCGAGGGAGGGUGAGGGAGAAAUGAAAAAAAAAAAGAAUUUUCCCCUGAAGGCAGAGAUGCACGAUGACAAAUUCGGGUAGAAAGUGGGGGAGGAAACGAACAUAAUUGAAUCGAAACUAGGACAAUUUUAUUCGGAAUUUGAAUUCUAUGCAAAAAAACAACUUUCAUGUGAUUAGCUUAUAACAAUAAAUGGGCAGAUUGUUGGUAACUUAAGGGUGUAGCAGGUAGCGUGCUCCUUAAAGCUGAGCAAUUUUCAACGAAAUUUGCAAUUUUAGUUUUAUUGGAGUAAAAACUCUGUCAAAGCUCAAAUACCGUAAACCGGGGUGACUUUGAUAGGAUUUCAAUUUGUUUUUAGAAUAUUUUCCAACAGGUAAGGUUUUUCUCAAGAUUGUUAUUUUUAAAAUAUGUACUGGGGUAGACUACACAAAGUCCAUGCACUAUUUCGGAAAAAAAGUUUUUUCAAUAAUGUUUAGAAAAAUAGUUACGUUAAAAAUUCUUAGUUUUAAUUCCGGGGUGACUUUGAUAGUCAUAGUUUUUCUUGUUAAAAUCAUAUUUGAGAUGUUCAAACUUUAUUUGUACGCUAAAUGUACCAUCACUAAAGAAGCUGAUAUAGUUUUUAAGAAAAAAUCAGUGUUUAUAUUUAGUUAACUAAGUGUAUAAGCUUUUUAGCAAAAUGCAUAUAAAUUUUAGGUAAAAUUGUUAAAAAGUCGGAAUUUUGCCUGAAAUUUGUUAAAACUAGUUUUGUUUGUAAAAUUAUCGAUUGAUAUUGCAUUUUAUACUGAUUUCAAAGCACGAAUCACAAGUUUUCACAUUUUACAUGAAAUUUGUUAAACUGAAAUUGCCUAUAAAUUUGGAGAAUUUUUUAAUUGUGUUUCAAAAACACAUAUUAUUUAUUAUUUACAAACUUUUUAACCUUCUCCUAGUGGAAAAUUGUCCAAAGAAUCCGAAAAUACUUCCGUUUUCCGAUUAAAAAUCAUGUUCAUUGAUAAAGCAUUUUCUUAACUACAGUUAACUAACUUUUUAAACUUGUCAAAAUUUUAUGAAAAGUUCUGCUUGAGGUACUUUGAACACUUCUCUAACACGGUCAGUUUGUUUCUUAACCAUUCAUUACGUAAUUUAAUUGUACUCUUCAUUUUGCGGAAAAAUCGCAAACCUAUCAAAGUCACCCCGUUUUACGGUACCAUUGGACUAGGUUGUGAUAUGAUUUAUUUUUUAUUUUUUGUAAGGUUCAUCAACAUCAUACAUUGUGGAAUUAGGUCCUUGUAAAUAAAGUCCCUAAAACAUUUUUAAAUUAUUUAAAUGUAUGAUUUUUACAAGUGAAAACUGUUUUUUUUUUUCAAAAUGGUUUUAUUUACCCUAUUUGACCGAUUAAAAUAUUUUUUAAGCAUCGUCUCCUUUUUAAAAAUGCUUCAAGAAAUCAGGCGACAGUUUUUUUUUUUUUCAAAUGUUGCAAUUAAAGUGAUCCAACAGAACACAAUCAAUAUAAAGUUUCCAUUGAA